Molecule: messenger RNA, 1437 nt
Organism: Plasmodium vinckei vinckei
Lineage: Eukaryota; Apicomplexa; Aconoidasida; Haemosporida; Plasmodiidae
Product: ribosomal RNA methyltransferase, putative
Exons: 1
Coding region: 1-1437 (478 amino acids)
Biological process (GO): cytoplasmic translation; tRNA methylation
Cellular component (GO): cytoplasm
Molecular function (GO): tRNA methyltransferase activity
Source: RefSeq, a predicted model, not a curated record
AUGGGAAAACUAAGCAAAGAUCGUCGAGACAUUUAUUAUAGGAAGGCAAAGGAAAAUGGAUAUAGAGCUCGAAGCUCAUAUAAAUUAAUACAAAUAAAUGACAAGUUCGAAAUAUUUAAGUUGUUCAAUCCAAGCAACUAUAGUAAUAGUGAUAUUGGUGAAGUAAUAAACAAAUACAAUGAAGAAUAUUGUUAUAAUAUAGUUGACUUGUGUGCCGCCCCAGGAAGCUGGUCGCAAGUCCUUAAAAAUAUUUGUUUAUACAACUAUUAUAAUAUGCUAUAUUUUAUAAAUAAAAAUAAUAACAUGAAUAAUGAGUUAGAUGAUUUAGAGCAUGAAGAAUUUGUAAAGAAUUUUUCCUUAUAUAUAAAUUUCAAUGAUUCUUUGGAGAAAAAAAUUGAUAAAUUUUUAAAAAAUAAUAAUUAUCAAAUAAAAGAGCCAAAACUUGUUGCAGUCGAUUUACAAGAAAUAGGGAACAUGAAUUAUAUAAAUAUAAUACAAGGUGAUAUUACAAAAAUGUCUACAAUAAAUCAAAUUUUAAAAUGCAUGAAUGGAAAUGAGAAGGAAGUUGACCCAUUUGUUGAUACUUCUAAACAUCCAUGUAAUGACGAAAGUGGUAAAUAUAAUAAAAUGGAAAAUAAUUUAUUAAAUAAAAAAAAAGAAGAAAAAAAGUUUGCAUAUGCACAUGCAGUUGUAAGUGACGGUGCUCCAGAUAUUACAGGGAUGAAUGAUAUCGAUGAAUUUAUUCAAUCUCAAUUAAUUUUAUCAAGUUUAAAAGUUUGUUGUUCUGUUUUAAAAAUAGGAGGAAAUUUUAUUAGUAAAAUAUUUAGAGGAGAAUAUACAGGUUUAUUAAUAUUUCAUUUAAAUAAAUUUUUUGAAAAAAUUUAUGUUUGUAAACCUCAAAGUAGUAGAAAUAAAAGUUUAGAAUCAUUUCUUGUUUGUUUAAAUUUUGGUUUACCCAAAUCGGCUAUCACUUCUUUAUUUACAAAUACAAACAAGCUGUGCUAUGAUUACAAAAAUGAAAACGAACUUCGAAAUGUGCAUAUAGAGUCAAUUAAUAAAAAGGACCAAGAUUGGCAAGAAGAUAAACUUGAUAGCGAUAUAGAUAGCCCAGACACCGAAAAGGGAAACAACAUAAAUAUAACUAAUAAUGUGACGAAAAAAAAUUUAGACAUUUUUAAUUUUUAUUGCUCAGAUAGUGAUGAAGAUAUAAAAUAUUUUAAUUCAGAUGAAGAAGAAAAUGUUAAUAAUUAUCUUUCUUCAAAUUUCUCAUCAAAUAAUAAAUUAUUUUCUUUUGUUGCAACACAAAAUUAUUAUGAUUCAGAUAAAUCGUAUUUAUUACCCCAAAACUAUAUUAGACAUGAACCUCAAAUUAUGCCCUUACAACCUCCAUACCUUUUAUCAUUACAAAAUAGAAGAAAAGAGACAAAAAAGGUAUAG